Messenger RNA from Lathyrus sativus (Indian pea), 348 nucleotides. The record is from the annotation of a GenBank genome assembly. NCBI's taxonomy places the organism in Eukaryota, Viridiplantae, Streptophyta, Magnoliopsida, Fabales, Fabaceae.
AUGGGAAGUGCACCUGCUCAAAUUCCUGGAAACUUUGGACAUGAGUUGAGGGCUUGUCUUCGUUGCCGCCUUGUCAAAACCUACGAUCAGUUUAGAGAGUCAGGUUGUGAGAACUGCCCAUUUUUACAAAUGGAAGAAGAUCACGAGCGUGCGGUUGAGUGCACUACCCCCAAUUUUAAUGGGAUCAUUUCAGUAAUGGAUCCAACUCGAAGUUGGGCUGCCCGUUGGCUGCGUAUUGGAAGAUUUGUUCCUGGUGUUUACACUCUUGCUGUCUCAGAAGCUCUUUCAGAAGAGAUGCAGGCUAUUUGUGCGGAUAAGCAUGUGCAAUAUAUGCCUCCCAAACGUUAG